GAGAAUUUAGCACUAUUUGGAAUGAGAAAUUACUGGUGAUCUCAUAAUGCUAAUGGGUUCUGAAGUUUACCCUUGGUCUUAAUAUUUUCCUUCUGUUUAAUUCAGGACCGUAUAUGAGUUUCAUUAAUUUGGAAUUGGGUUUACUUCUGGAUUAUGAAAAAAGACUCUUCUAAUAGUACUAUAGAAAAGUGUUUUAAUCUAGCCAUAAAUAUACUUGGAAACUAUAUAUAACCAAUGUUGUAAUUAAAAACUAGUUUUUGCUUUAUUAGUUUUAAAAAAUAAGAGCUUUAAUAUAAAAACUUGCAAAUAGAAGAUAUUUAUUAAUUUUUAAGCUAUCAUAUAAAGAGAUGGGUUUUACCUGUCUGCUAACAUGGCCACAUUUGUAGUGUUGCCCUCUGAUCAGCAUGUAUUAAUUUGUAUGUGAAUUGAGAUUUCUAGACAAAACCUAUCAUGAUUUACAUAUAGCUUUAUAAUCAAAGGACUAUAAAUUCUUCAAAGCUAUGAAUGAUAAAUCUCAGGCAUUUUUAACUAUUUGCAUCAAAUUUUGUUUUUUAGAUGAAGGCAUCACUUUAAAUACUGUUGCUUUUAUUUCAACUGGACCACUGUGACAACUAGAAAAGCUCCUGUGACAAAAUUCAAGGAAAUCUGAUAUAAAUGAGUAACAACUCGACAUGCAUUCAACCAUCCAUGAUUUCUACCACAGCUUUACCGGUCACUUAUGUCUUUUUGUGUGUUGUUGGUCUCUUUGGAAACUCACUUGCUCAGUGGGUAUUUUUAACAAAAAUAGGUAAGAAAACGUCAACGCAUGUCUACCUGGCAAAUCUUGUGACUGCAAACUUACUUGUGUGCACUGCCAUGCCUUUCAUGGGUAUCUAUUUCUUGAAGGGUUUCUAUUGGAAAUAUCAAUCUGUACAAUGCAGACUGGUCAAUUUUUUGGGAACCCUAUCCAUGCAUGUGAGUAUGUUUGUCAGCCUCUUAAUUUUAAGCUGGAUUGCCAUAAGCCGUUAUGCUACCUUAAUGAAAAAGGAAUCCAUGCAAGAGGCCACCACCUCAUGCUAUGAGAGAAUGUUCUAUGGUCACUUACUAAAAAGAUUUCGCCAGCCCAACUUUGCCAGAAAAAUGUGCACUUACAUAUGGGGAGUUGUGCUGGUCAUAAUUAUUCCUGUUAUCCUAUACUACUCAGUUGUAGAGGCUACAGAAGAAGGAGAAAGACAGUGCUACAAUCGGCAGAUGGAACUGGGAGCCAGGAUCUCUCAGAUUGCAGGUCUCAUUGGAACCACAUUUAUUGGAUUCUCAUUUUUAGUAGUAGUAACAUCAUACUAUUCUUUUGUCAGCCAUCUGAGAAGAGUAAGGACCUGCACCUCCAUUACAGAGAGAGAUUUGACCUACAGAUCUGUGAAAAGGCAUCUUUUGAUCAUCCAGGUCCUCUUAGUAGUUUGCUUUCUUCCAUAUAGUAUUUUUAAACCCAUUUUUUAUGUUCUGCACCAGAGAGGAGACUGUCAGCAGCUGAAUUAUUUAAUAGAAGCAAAAAAUAUCCUCACUUGCCUUGCGUCAGCCAGAAGUAGUACAGAUCCCAUUAUAUUUCUUUUAUUAGAUAAAACAUUCAAGAAGACACUAUAUAAUCUCUUUACAAAAUCUUAAUUCACCACAUAUACUACCAUAUGGUUGACUUUUGAAUGGAAACCACCACAAAAUAGAAAAGCAUUCAUGUGACUCUAUUAGUGACAUUAAAUUAAUUGAUGAAAAUGUCACAGCUUGGUUGACAAUGGGCACCAGCAAACCUCUUUGGGUUUUAUAAAUAAAUAAAGGCAUAAAAUUGGAUGUACAGUUCUAUUUAUACUGAAAGUCAAGAUGACAGAGACUUCCAGAAGCAAGUCAAGUAUACCACAAGAAUUCCACUGUGUAUGAAAUCAAACUCUUUUUUUGUUUUCAGUCAAUCGUGGAUCUUCUGUCCAAUACACAAUAUUUUAUGACUUGAAGGAUAAAGAAGCAAAAGGCUUAUAGGUGUGCAUGCUUUCUAACCGAAUACAUGGACUCAUCUAUGGUUAAAUUUUAUUCUGUUGCUAACCUAAAAAAAAAUUAGAAAUGUUAAGUACUGGAAAAAUUCAACCAGUAAGAAACAUCUUCAUUUAAAUCCUAUCUAACUGCAUGAAUAAUGCAUUGUAAAGUAAAUUUGGUAUUAUCUGGCUCAUUUUACUGGGAAAGGCAUAUUCAAUGAUUCUAAUAUUUAAUAAAUAGAUUUCACUUACAAAUAUGCUUAAACAUUUGGAUUAUGAUUUGUCAAAAUAAAAGGCAAUAUAAUAUAUAAUUAUAUGCCCAUCUUCAUGCUAUUUUCAUAUAUUUCCAAUAUAAAUAAUGAUGUUAUUAUUAAUGACAGUACCUGCUAUAUAGUUAUGUUCAAUUAAUUUCUGUAAACUAAAUGAAUGAAUGGUAAAGAAGUGUAAUCUUGUUACAUAAAAGACUAGCCUUUGGUUAAACUCUCUGGUUCAGUACUGGCUCAAUCUCUUAUUUAGCUGGACAUGUUAAUUUCCUUAAUCAUGGAGCAGAAAAUAUGACCCGACUCAUAUCAUUACUAUUAAAUCAGAUACUGCUACUAUGGUGAGCUAGCAGCUAGUCAGCACUUGUUGUAUGCUAGGUCCUCUGUGUAUGUGCUUCAUGAGCAGAAUGUUAAUCAUCACAACCAUAAAGCAUGUUAAUGUACUUACUGAUGAAAAAACCCAGAUGCAUAGUUAAGAGGUCAUCAAUUCCUCCAGUAUAUACAUAUAUUUAAGAAGUAGUUAUUUCUUAGUGAUAAUUUCUUUCAUGUAAUCUCGCCAGUAAGAAAAAUAGUGAUUAUAUUCUGUAUUAUAUACAUUAUGAUUAAAAAGCAAAAAUAAAAACUGUGUAUUUCCUAAAUUAUCAUAAGCUCCUUUGGAGCUAUAAUCUAUCUUCUUUUUCUACUUCCGUUCUCUUCUGACAUAGAAACAAAAGAAAAGAGUUGAUAAAAUGGAUAAAUUAAUGGAUAAAAUCAACCAUUAAUCACAAUUUAUCACUUUGUUAGAAACUGCUUAAAGGCUCAUUUUCUUCUCUUCCACAUGGUAAUCACUUCAGUGUUCAAAAAGAAGUUCUCAUUAAGUUCAUGUGAUACUACAAAUCUUUAAUUUUAAGGCAGGGUUAGUUCCUGAAAUAGAAGUGUAGAACAGAUGUUCUAAGAGCUAUGUGCUCAAAAUUAAUAGACAUUGUGUGUAAUUUUCAUCAAAACUCAAUACAGAAAUCUUGUUGUUGUUUUUAUUUC
Messenger RNA from Peromyscus leucopus (white-footed mouse), 3274 nucleotides. RefSeq names its product G protein-coupled receptor 82 (gene Gpr82). The coding region runs from base 655 to 1641 and encodes 328 amino acids. Lineage: Eukaryota; Metazoa; Chordata; Mammalia; Rodentia; Cricetidae. The record is from RefSeq and is a predicted model, not a curated record. Gene Ontology annotation, cellular component: membrane. Gene Ontology annotation, molecular function: G protein-coupled receptor activity. The transcript has 2 exons. Gene Ontology annotation, biological process: G protein-coupled receptor signaling pathway.